Molecule: messenger RNA, 848 nt
Organism: Ctenocephalides felis (cat flea)
Lineage: Eukaryota; Metazoa; Arthropoda; Insecta; Siphonaptera; Pulicidae
Product: myophilin-like
Exons: 4
Coding region: 113-634 (173 amino acids)
Molecular function (GO): protein binding
Source: RefSeq, a predicted model, not a curated record
GAUGUAAUCAAAAGAGAUAGAUAAUAAAUAUCGGUAUCACCUUCGAUAAAAUGUUAAUCCUCAAAAUGUAUCAGUAUUACUCAAAUACUUUGUACGAGCACAUCAUUUAGCCAUGGCUAAGAUAAAUAGCAAAUACAGCGAUGAACUUGCACAAGAAUGCUUGGAAUGGGUCAAAACCAUUACUGGAGAGCCCGAAAAUGUUAGCGGCGAUAUGGACAAUUUUUACGAAGUAUUGAAGGACGGCACACUGUUGUGCAAAUUAGUGAACUCUCUGCAAGCUGGUUCUGUAAAGAAAGUCAAUGAGAGCAAAAUGGCUUUUAAAUGCAUGGAGAAUAUAAAUGCUUUCUUGGAAGCGGCUAAAGCUAUGGGCGUUCCUGCGCAAGAAACUUUCCAAACGGUUGAUCUGUGGGAAAGACAAAAUCUUAACUCUGUUGUCAUUUGCCUACAAUCAUUAGGGCGAAAGGCUGGAAAUUAUGGUAAACCAUCAAUUGGACCAAAAGAAGCUGAUAAGAAUGUGCGCAACUUCAGCGAGGAGCAAAUGCGUGCUGGUCAAGGUGUUAUUUCACUACAAUAUGGCUCAAACAAAGGUGCUACACAGAGUGGCAUCAACUUUGGAAAUACUAGACAUAUGUAGACAUUUACUUAUUUAAAAUUAGUUAGAUAUGUAAGAGACCAAUUAAAUAAUUCCAAAUUAUAUGUGUAUAUAGACAAUAGAAGCAUGGCCUCACUCUUGUGAUGUGCAAAUGUUUAAACUUCCAAAUUUAAAUAUGAAAUUAUUUUGUUACCAAUGUAUUCAUUAAUUUCACUUGAUUCAAAAUCACUAUUUUUAUAUAUAAAAUAUAUUGUUC